Messenger RNA from Colletotrichum lupini, 2292 nucleotides. RefSeq lists its product as uncharacterized. The record is from RefSeq and is a predicted model, not a curated record. NCBI's taxonomy places the organism in Eukaryota, Fungi, Ascomycota, Sordariomycetes, Glomerellales, Glomerellaceae. The transcript is spliced from 13 exons. The coding region runs from base 1 to 2292 and encodes 763 amino acids.
AUGAAGGAGAAUCUGGACUCACUACUGGCGUAUUUUAUGCUGGAAACGGGAUCCUACCUGAGUCAGCAAAUCCUACACGGAGGUGAACCUGGGCAGGCAUGCUGCAUCCCGAACCAGCCUUCAAUCGCUCGGUCUUUUAUCUCCCAUCUCGCCUUGGCUCAUGUUCUUCUAUUCCAACAUGCUCUUCUGCGUAUUCUCCGAUCAACGUCGCCGAUAACCAUCACGAUGGGUAGACCCAAGUUCUCCCAAAGUCGAUGGCGACAAGCUGCGUUUUACUUCGCCGUGGCAGCCUUCUCAACUUUUUUCAUCAACUUUGUAUUCACACCAUGGGCGAGCAUCCAGAAACGUGACACGAUAAGUGACGGUGUCGGUAUUCUGCUUGAUACGGACUGUUCAACCAUCCGAAUACUAAAUAUCGGGAUCCAUAUUCUGAUCAACGUCCUCGAUAUAAUUCUUCUUGCGGGUAGUAAUUACUGUACGCAAGGCUUAAUGGCACCAAACCGACCAGAGAUUGACGAUGCACACGCCAGACAACAAUGGCUCGACAUUGGGGUCGCCAGUAAGAAGAAGAUUUUCUGGCUAUUGAUUGCAGCUUCAUCCCUUCCAUUACGUCUGGUAUACAACUCCAUCAUCUUCAGCUCGACAUCAGUGAACGACUACAGCGUCUUGAAUACGAAUGCGUACAUUUCAAGGAACAAGACCGAAGGCGCACUCGACAAUGCAACACGAUGCAUCGACGCCCACCGAGUCGCUUUCCUGUCCUCACGAGGAAACUUACUCCAUGUAUCUGAUGAUAAGAAGGAAGAAAAUCGUACGGCUGAGGUCUUCGAUAUUUCGGGAUACCCAUAUCUUUGGAUGUGCGGCCAAUCAGGUGAAAGAAUUGCCGGCAUACCCGCUGGUAACUCGACAUGCGAGGACUAUCUGGUCGAAUUGCGAACUACGUCGGGAGGCUGGAAGCCUCUGGGAUCAAGCGUCAAGGAAUCGUUUAACUUUGCCAAAGGCGUCUUGAUGCUCUUCGUCGCCUUCGGAAUGGGCGAAGAAGAUCCUCUGAUGACCAUUGGAGAUGCAGUGACCUCUUUCCUUGAAGAUCAGGAUGAGUCGACUGCGGAUAUGUGCCUCAAGUCCAAGGACCACUUUGUUGCCCAACAUUGGUCCAAAGGUCCAAUACAAUGUGAUCUCAAACCGCAACGGAAGUCUGUCGCCAUUGGCCCAGCGGCUUGGUUUCUUUGCUUCUUGUUGUACUUUGGACUCAUCAUCGCCUGUGCAAGUUUGCUGGUUGGAGGCCUGAAUCACAUGUUAGGUGGCGGCGAUAUCACAAAGCUUGGUCUCGGCGCCAUGCAGACCAAGACCAUCCUGAACACGGAUGACAUGAGUCAAGGAUCUAUACUUGCUAAUCUUCUGCUUGUCAACACGCCUCAAAUUAUUCUGUCACUCAUUUACUCCACUUACAAUGCCCAGUACACCAGUAUAUCCUUGAUUGCUGAAUGGGACAGGUUUGGCAACGAGAAGGAGGCAAAGAGUCUUCGCGUCUCGUCUACACGCAGAGGAGCUCAGCGAGAUACCUACUUUCUUCAACUGCCGUACCGCUACUCGUUCCCUCUUGUAACAUUUUCAGGGGGACUUCACUGGCUCAUUUCUCGGAGCUUCUUCCUCGUCAACCUGGAGGUAUAUGUCCCUUCAGCUGAUGGCAGGUCUAUGGUACGACUAGUAGAGGGGAACUCGUUUGCCGGUGUGACAGCCUGCGGGUGGUCGCCACUCGGGGUUUUUUGUGUUCUCGUGGUAAUUAUCUUCAUGAUGGGAUUUCUCAUUGUCACGGAGAGAUGUCCUUUGCGAUUCGGGGUCAUGUCCUUGGCGGGCAGCUGCAGCGCGGCUACCCCUGCUGCGUGUCACCCUGACUCGGACGAGGGAAAGAUGUGGGAGAAGACUCUGAGAUGGGGCGUAGUGGACUCAUCUACCGUCGGGCACUGUUCUUUUUAUUCUGAGCCAGUCUCGGUCCCGGUUUGUGGUCGUUUGUACUCUUUAGAAGCUCACGAGCCGUGGACGAUGUCAUGGGGAGAAAAGAUCAACGGGGACCGAGAUAUAUCGUCGGUAUCGUCGACUGGCUUCGUUGCCUUUAAGGACGCGAAGGCUCCUCAGGGGUCAUACCCAAUUCAUAUAUACUGUCCUGCCUCAAGCAUUAAUGUCAACAAGGCUUGGUCAUACAUUCUCAAGAGUCGAGAUUUCCCAGGCAGGUCAGGUCAGAUAGAGUGGUAUACCCAACGGAUGUACACAGAAUGGACAGACAGGAUCUAA